GUCUCACUGCACUUCUGUGGUUUUAUUUUUCUCUGGUCGGGUUCCGAGAUGGACCUGUGGUGGAUUUUUUGGCUCGCCAUGGCUGUCCUCGCCCCCCUGAUUCUGAUGGAGAUAAGCAGCGCUUUCAAACUCCAUUUUAAAACAGUUUCUUACUGCGUUUUGUGUCUUAUCCUGUCUGCGCUGGCAGUGCCAGUAUGCCUGCUGAAAAAUGGUGGCAGGACGGUGGACAAUAUGAGGAUAAUCCGGGUCUUCGUGCGCACUAUGAAAUAUUUUUUUGGUUUGCGUUUUGAGGUGAAAGGAUUGGAAAACUUUCAGAUUGACGGUCCCUGUGUCAUUAUCUCCAACCACCAGAGCAUUCUGGAUAUGAUGGGUCUGAUGGAGAUCCUACCAGAUCGAUGCGUGCAGAUCGCCAAGAAAGAAUUGAUCUUUGCAGGGUCUGUGGGCCUCAUCACUUAUCUCGGAGGGGUCAUCUACAUCAACCGGAAACGUACAAGUGAUGCUAAGUCCAUCAUGGCAGCAGUAGCCCGGGCUAUGACAGAUGACAACUUGAAGGUGUGGAUUUAUCCUGAGGGGACUCGGAACAACAAUGGCGACUUAAUUCCUUUCAAGAAGGGAGCGUUCCAUCUGGCUCUGCAGGCACAGGUUCCAAUCAUCCCUGUGGUGUACUCCUCAUUCACCAGCUUCUAUGACCGCAGGAAGAACCACUUCACUGGUGGAACCAUCAAAGUCGAGGUUCUUCCGAAGAUCGAUAUCUCAGGUUUGAAAGAAGAGGACGUUUCAGAGCUGACAGAAAAAUGCUUCAACAACAUGCGCCAAGUGUUUUUCCGUCUGUCUGGCAAGCCCCUCCCAGCUGGUGGACAGGGCGCUUCUAGCAAAUAGGUGCUUCUGGGCUGCGGCAUCAGAUCUAGAGACUGACUCUCAAGGGGCAAAACACUGCGAGUCAGAUACACUAAUCAGACAGACACUGGAUUCAUCCAAUAAGACUGGACAGGUUUGUACUGCUUACCAAAGAUCACACUGCUUAUGGAUUCAUAUUGGAAAGUUGGGUUCAGUGAAACAGACUGCUUUUGGUGAAACAUUUCAGGAAAUUUCACCAUUUUGGUGAAAUGCAUUGGAGUC
Messenger RNA from Nanorana parkeri, 1119 nucleotides. RefSeq names its product 1-acylglycerol-3-phosphate O-acyltransferase 2 (gene AGPAT2). Gene Ontology annotation, cellular component: endoplasmic reticulum; membrane. Gene Ontology annotation, molecular function: 1-acylglycerol-3-phosphate O-acyltransferase activity. Lineage: Eukaryota; Metazoa; Chordata; Amphibia; Anura; Dicroglossidae. The record is from RefSeq and is a predicted model, not a curated record. Gene Ontology annotation, biological process: phosphatidic acid biosynthetic process. The transcript has 6 exons. The coding region runs from base 49 to 879 and encodes 276 amino acids.